Messenger RNA from Mugil cephalus (flathead mullet), 5779 nucleotides. RefSeq lists its product as uncharacterized. Gene Ontology annotation, cellular component: recycling endosome; secretory granule; mitochondrion. Gene Ontology annotation, biological process: regulated exocytosis. NCBI's taxonomy places the organism in Eukaryota, Metazoa, Chordata, Actinopteri, Mugiliformes, Mugilidae. The record is from RefSeq and is a predicted model, not a curated record. Gene Ontology annotation, molecular function: small GTPase binding. The coding region runs from base 463 to 4806 and encodes 1447 amino acids. The transcript is spliced from 6 exons.
CCGCUGUGCGUGCCCGUGGCUCUGAUAAACAUUUCGGCUGGGUGUUUCUCUUUAAUUCUGCGGCAUCUCCCUCGCUGUAUGCGGCCCUGCUGCUGUGAGGAGGGCGGGCCGUGAGCACAAUGAGCAGACUCUGGACAGUAAACUCACCGAUGCGACGUGUACGCAGCGUGGACUCGGGGCUGGUUUACAGCACGCAACUCCGCUAACGUGAUUUACAUUGAUUGAAUUUGGACUGCAUGCGGAGCUUGAACUUGAACAGGGACCGAGUCUGCUUGUCUGGAUACUGACCUCGGGUAAACCCUCGGAGGCUAGGCGGACUUUGGAGAUACUCUGCAGGGGUAUUUUUGCGCAUCACGGAAACUCUGGCGCAGCGCAAAAGAGGAUGAUCUCCCACUUAACUGAUCUGACGCGCCACUGAGUGAGACUGCGACUAUUAAGGGACACAUUGUGUAGCGGAUCAAGAUGAUGUCACUGAUAGAUCUGGACGAUGAUCAGCGAUGGGUGCCCACUCAUGUGAAUGUCACCGUCCUCCGCGCAAGGGGACUGCGAACCAAGGGCAAGCACGGCAGCCGCUACCUCUACACCAUCAUUCAGGUGGGGAAGGAGAAGUACACCACCGGGCUGGUGGAGAAGGCGGAGAUGCCCGUGUGGAACGAGGAGUGCUGCUUCGAGCUGCUCCCCGGUAUCCUGGAGGACGGCGGCCGGGGCGACUACCCUCCGGGGAGUGGAGAUCUGGUCCUCACGGUCAUGCAUCGGGUGCUCAUCGGACUGGACGUAUUUCUCGGUCAAACCAUCAUCCCUCUUGAUAAGAUAUUUCAGGAAGGAAUGUGUCCAAGAGACGAAUGGUUCAAGCUUAACUCAAAGGCCGGACGAAAAGAGAAGGAACGUGGUGAACUCCAGGUAACGGUCCAAUUCACCCGCAACAACAUGACAGCCAGCAUGUUCGACCUCACCGUGAAGGACAAACCUCGCUCGGCGUUUGGCAAGCUCAAGGAUCGCGUCACAGGGAGGAAGAGGGGCGACGUGGAGUCCUCCUCGGCGAUAGUACCAGGCCGCUACGCCGCCCUGUCGGGAUCUCUGGGGCAGCCGUUCGGGGAGGAGGGCGGAGGGGUGGUGCAGCCGCAAGACGUGGAGAUAGCAGAGGAGAAGAGGAGCAAGGUGAAGGAUUUCUUCAAGGGAAAGCUGCGGAAGUCGUCAGACACCAGGUCGUGCUCAUCGCUGGCCUCGGAGAGCAGCAUGUCUUCCAUGGCCAGUGAUAACCUCGGCCCUCCACCCAGCCUUGAUCUGCUGUCAGACCCUCCCACCUCUCCCAUCUACACUAGCAAAGUGAGAGUGGACUCCCACUUUGGAGAGGCUGAUUUAGCUAAAAAAGUGCUCACCAGCCAGCACACCACCAAAGUCCUCACACACAAGCGAGCCUUCAGUGACGAAGCCAGUAAGAUCACAACGGCCUUCCCUCGACCAAAUCCUGCAGUGGAGUCUCUCAAAGGCCAGACCAUGACUCAGUCCAAGUCCUCCUUGUGUAUAAAUGGGAGCCAUGUCUACGACUCUGAGCCGUCAACUCCAAAGUCGAAGCUGGUUCUGCUGGAGAAAUGCUCCCCGCUAUCUCGCUCCCUGCAGAAUCUCACCAAAAGAAGUGAGGACAAAGGUUCCUUUGCAGAGGGCCGACGCUGGUCCUUUGACAAGACGAAGAAAGAGGAAAAGGAGGAGGAAAGAGAAGCUCAGGCAUCUUCUCCCCCACAGGCAGGGGGUCGUCCUGUCCAGGAAGCAACACCGAUCGUCUCCUCAACUGCUGAUUCACCUGAAAAAGGGAGGAAGCUAAGAAAGUCGUUGUUCUCUGGGGGGAGGAGUGAUUCUCUCCCAGCUAAGUCAGACCUCAGCCAGGCUGGUACAUCAUCUGAGGGGAGACUCAAAGGCUGGUUUGGCUCUGGUGACUCCCAGAACAAGCCCAGGCUGGAAGUUUCUUCUAAGAUAGAAAGCAGCUCAGAUGUACCCCCUCCCCUCCCUCCUCGCUCCCCUGUACCUCCACAGUGCUCCUCUCCCUCUGCCUCCCCUUCCGGUCAUGCCUCGCCUGAUGACUGCAGUCACACCAAUCAAUUCACACCUACUUCCUCCCCUUCCUCAACCCCCAUCUCCCCUUCCAACCCUUUCCUCCCACGUAUGCAGUGCAACCCCUUUUUUGAGGAGCUCAUAUCAGAAGAGCUGCAGAAGUCCCCUCCUUUGGCUCCUUGCUCCUCUUCUGGCUCAUCCCCCUUCCAUUACACCACACUGCCUGCCCAGGUUUGUACACCAGUCUCUGCUCACGAAGUUGAAGCAAAUAUGGUUUCCAUAAAGCGGGAGCGCCCCAGGCCAGUAGCUAGGCAGAUAUCUCUCCCCACAUUAUUACCCAAUAAUACCACACCUAACCCCCCUAACCAUUCUGCCCCUCCCUACGUGUCGGAGAGUGCGGGAGAAUGGGAAGACUCGUUUGACGCCUUUGCCUCUAGUAGACUAAACUCGCCUAAAGGCCCACAACAACAGCGAGCUAGCCCAGCUUCAUGCCGUAAACGUAGCUAUCCCCCACUCAAUAACAAUGCCAAUAACUAUGCACAAGAACUGCAGACAUGCAAAGAGGAGCCUCCGCCUUUGCCUCCAAGGAGGCUUUUAAGAACUUCAGUGAAUGAGAUUUACUCUGAUGGCUGGCUGCACAGAGGUCAGGAGCUGGCCGUCCAUAAAGAAGCAUACCUCCUCUCUCAGACUGGUGUGGCGUCGCUACAACGCGGAAAAGAAGGAGAAUGCAAAAGGAACAGUGUUUCUCCGGACGCUCAAACAAGCAGCGAGACCUCUGAGUCCCUCGGCAUGCACUUCCAGCCACAAAGAAACGUUACAUCUCCAGGGUUCACAUUGGAAGAGAAGCUCAAAAAGUUCAAAUAUGAACCUUUGGAAGAUGACACUGAUUGCUGGGGAGGCAUGUUGUUUGAGCAGGACCUGUAUGGACGUGUGUGCAGGGGCAAUUAUGGACAACCUAAAGUAAAGAGUCAUCGUUUGUCAUUGAACUCAGAGGACUUAGCUGUUAUGUCCAAGGACUCAGGGCAUAAAAUUCUUCCUGAUAGUGAGAUAUCUGUCGCAAACCUUGUGAACUUGUCUGAUAUGCCAUCAAAUACAGGUGUAAAGGUGCUAGAUAUUUCUUCCACUCCAGAAGAGGAGACAGUGGAGGCUCAUCCACCUGAAACAUGCGUCAACAAUAACAUCUCCUUCUCUCUAACUUUAGGAGAUCUGAACAUGAAUGUAAACAACUCAGACUUUGGUUUUAUCGACUCUGAUGGAUCUCCUCCAUCAGAGGCAGGUGAUACUCUCGAAAGCAUCAACAGUUUGGGCGGGACUUUAACACAACCGUCAGAAGAUUCGCAGAUUGCGGUUUUCCAUGAGGCGACCACAACCAGAGACCUGUUCACUUUGAAGGACACCUACAUACCUGAGGUGAACUCUUCUUUUGAAAUGACAGCGUCGUCUAAUAAACUGUGCAAAGUGUCUCCAGUUUGUCAAGACAAAUGCCAAGACUGUGAAGUGAACGACGUAGCGCUACAUGGUCACUCCAGGACAAACAGUCGAGACUUUGCUGCUUUGUUGGUACAAGAUCAAUCAUCCCAUUUGCCUGAAACUGAAUACAGAGAAGAGAAAAUAAGGUUUGAUGAUGAUUUAACAAAGACACGUGGGGACUUCGAUGAUAAUGGAAACCCAGGCGCCAUGGUAACCAAACCUAACCAGUCCGAGCCGUUUUCAAGGGUGGUUAGUGCACGUUUUAGACCAAAAGGAGUGUCUCGACAGAGCAGUAGUGACAGUCCAAACAGCCAAAACAAAAGCGGUGACAGAGAGUUUGAACAGUUUUUGUCUCUCGUUCAAAACAUUUCAGAAGUCAGUGAAGGCCCAUUAUCAUAUCAGCCCUCUAAGUCAGCCCUUUCUUCUUUGCAGACAUUAAAUAAGCAGACAGAUUUGCUAGGAAGUAGCACCAGUAAUGACCAUAAUGAGCUGAAUAUUAUGUCACAAGUAUCCCUGAAGGACAACACUACAUCACGUCUUCAAGAAAACUGUGUCAGAGAGAUCAGUUUCAAGGACCUCCACGCUAAAGUAGCGCCAAACUCCAGAACCCCUUCCAAGGCAAAGAUUGGGCAAUCUUUGCGAGAGCCUGACCCCUCUUCUCCCUCUAUCCCUUCUGCACUCUCCCCAUCAGCUGAUACCUCUGUCUGUUGCCCCUCAUUACAUCCCUCAAGCACAGCCCCAAGUGCUGGAGACAGCACUACGCUGGCUGUGGCCCCCUACACCUCCUACUCCAACACCUCCACCACUGACCAGCCCCUGGUCGCUGCACGGCACUCACUUUUGCCUGAGGAGUCACAGCCAGCUAGCAACCUGCCCCAUCAGGAGAGCAGACCUCAUCCAGUGAAGCCUUUAACCUCCAGCCAGUCAGACAAGAAGGAGGGUCGUUCGGUCCUGGAGAAGCUCAGGUCCACCAUCCAUCCUGGACGCACCGCCCAUCAGGCUGCAGCUGAACCUGAGAGGAGCCAGGAGGUGACAGUGGACAACUCGGCUCAGUACCAGCACCUGACCAACAUGGAGCUGAUCUCCCUGCUGCUGCAGCAGGAGAUGGACAUGCAGAAGCAGCAGGCAGCCUCCGAACGGCAGGAGGCGCAGCUGGAGAAAUGCGAAGCCGAGCUGAAAAAGGUCAAGCUGCAGGUUCGAGACCUGGAGGACUAUAUUGAUAAUCUGUUACUGCGGAUCAUGGAGCAGACGCCCACGCUGCUUCAAGUGCGGGCUAGACACAAGUGACGACAGUCGUAGUGUUCAGCGUGUUGCACAUGUUUUAUGAGGCUCUGGAAUAUUGUUUUCUUGAGUGAAUGUUUCAAGUCAUUAUUCCAGAGGCUCCACAAACUCUGAUCUCACAAUCAUCCAGGUCUUCUCACUGCUGAUACUGCCCUGUUGAUGUAGACACGAUAUUACCCCACAUGCAUGCUGGUGACUGUCCCAAUUUGGCACAAACAGAAAACAGAUCCAUGUGUUAUGAGAAAAGGCUUCAAACUAAGCAGAUGAUCAUUUUACCCAUGCUUACUAGAACUAGAACUAGAACUGCCAAUUUAACGUCAGAGCCGCUGCUUUCACACAUGCAUACGAUAAAACACAGGCUAGAGAAAGACAUCUUGGAAUUGCGUUGAAUUUCUUUGGGGACUAAACUAUAUGAUGUUGGUGCAAGUGACCUUUAAAUUCCACAAUGGUUAACUUGAGUUAAACAUAUUUUAAAAUGCAAAUUUAUGAAUUAAUAUAGCGACAUGGAAAAGGCUGCUUUGCAACAUGAAUAAUAGGGAAAGAGUUGUUUCCACAUUAACACUGCUGUAUGAUGUGCAAAAGAGCAACAUUCGUGUUUCUGUCAUAAAAGACAGACAGACUGUAGACGAAGAUUUAUUGUUCUUAUUUGUUUUUUUUUGUUUUUUUUUAAAUGCUUUCCUUUAUUUCCCCAAGGCUUAAAUAAUAAGAACACUUUAAUAUAUUUUUAAUUUUUUUGACAUAGUAACAUUUUACUGUUAAAGGUAACAAUGCAGUAAGUAAGAGUACCAUAACUUAUUUCUAUCAAAUACUUUUGUCUUGAUAGUAUAUUCUCUAUGCCACUCUAGUACCACUGUAGCUACUCGCAAUGCUUUACAUGACCGCAGGACUGUACUGUAAUAAAAUGCACAAAAAAAUGAAGCAGAGGUUUCUCAACUGUUGUUUUCACUGAUCAGAACUGAGACAGACGGCAGACCUUUGG